GAUGCCAUGAGGGGUAGAGCCAUUUGGAAUUGGCCCUCCCCCCCACAGCACUGUGCAUGACAGCGUUGCCUGUCCGGCACCACGGAGAGGUAGGGGGUUGUUUUACCAGACAUAGACAUACACGCUGACACACACACGCACACAACUAUUAGACACACACACAACAAUUACACACAUGCGUUCUCGUCAUGUAUUGAUUGAUAGAUUGUGUAAUCCCGCACAAUCUGCAGCAUAGCGGCAGCUCUCGAAGGCAGACAAGUGCGACGAUGUGGACUGCGGUAGGGUUGUGGAUGUUCCCGGGGCUCGUCUCCUGGCUCGUCAGCCCAGGUAUCUGCCUCCAGUCUCAGGUCCAGCGGUCGGUGCUGGUGGCACCUCCUCCCGCCGGCGUGGAGCAGUCGACGGAUGGCACGGCCGUGUGCCACUUCCCGUUCGUCUACCGGAACGAGUCGCACCCCGAGUGUCUGCAGGACACGCUGGGCCUCCAGUGGUGCGGCCUCACGGCCAACGUGGACUCGGACAGGAGGUGGCGCUACUGCGCGCGGGCGCCGAUCGUCGUGGCUGGAGAUGAUUACGAUGAUCAAAACAACAAUAAAGACUACGACGAUGAUGAAGAGGACGAUUCGAACGUGCUGAAUGUGUUGGAUCACUCCAGUAAAGACGGCCCCUGCAAGGGGAUGACAUGUCUGUUUGGAGGGGUCUGCAAAGUGAAAGUGGGACACCCCGGGCGGAAGCUAACGGGCGCGGAACCGGUCUGCACGUGCCGCCCACCCUUCCAUGGGAAAAACUGCCACAUGGUGAGGAACCCGUGCCAGCGAGGGACGUGCCGCUUCAGAGGGGCCUGCCUGCUCCGCUUGGACGACCCGGCACGGCCUAAGUGCCGGUGCCAGCUGGGUUUCUGGGGCCCGCACUGCGGGAUGAGCGAGUCCGCCACCCCCUCCACCUCCACCCCCUCCACCUCCACCCCCUCCAACUCCACCGUCCCCCCACUUGCGUCGCCCACUUGGGUUGCCCGCGUGGGUCACCCACCUGGGUCGCCCGCGUGGGUCGCCAACGUGAGUGAUCCCUUCCCUGGCUCCUCAGUCCAGAGAGACCCGUGCGUGCAGCCCAACCCUUGCCUCAACGGCGGCGCCUGCUUCGUGGUGCGGGACAGGUCGCAUCGCCGUGCCGUCACGUGCGCCUGCCCUAGCAAGUUCCACGGUCUCCACUGCAACUUACUGAAGGGCGACUGUUACCAAGGGAAGGGCUCCGACUAUCGUGGCACCAUGAGCGUCACGGAGGGCAGGAGGCGUUGCUUGCACUGGAACUCGCCGCUGGUUCUACGGCAGCACCACAGCGCGUUCAGCGCCCAGGCACGGGCCUCUGGGAUCGGAGACCACAACUACUGCCGGAACCCCGAUGGCGGCACCAAGCCCUGGUGCUACUUUAUAAACAGAAACAACCGCAAGAUCGACUGGGCUCACUGCAAGCUGCAGCAGUGCCAAGGGCAGAAGCAGCAGGGGUCUCGCGGCGACGGCGCAGCCGCCGCAUGCGGGCGCACGUGGCUGGGGACGCUGCGCGUGCGCGUGGUGAAGGGCCGUGAAGCCGGCCUGGGCGCCCGGCCCUGGCAGGCCUCGGUGCAGCUGCGUGGUGAGGGGGCGUCGGUGCACCGGUGCGGCGGGGCGCUGGUGCACCCCUGCUGGCAGCCCCUCGCGGCUCUCCGCUGCCCCUGGCACUGUGCUGUGUGCAGGAAGCCCGCAGGCAGCUACUUGGUUCGCCUCGGCAAGAGGAAGCUCUACACUCAUGAGAGCGGCGAGCAGGACUUCAACGUCUCCAAGGUCAUCGUGCAUCCCAACUACUCCGAGGGGAGCCACGACGCCGACAUAGCGCUACUGCGUCUGCGGGGGGACGCGGGCGAGUGUGCCACCCGCAGCGCCGUGGAGGUGGUGCCGGUCUGCCUGCCCGAGGCCGCCGAGCCGGCGCCGCCCGGGACGCUGUGUCACAUCUCCGGCUGGGGCGCCAGGGGAUACCACGGGGCCACGACGCCGGUGCUGCAGGAGGCCGAGGUGCGAGUCGUCGACAUGGACGCCUGCAACAGCAGCCAGGGCUACGAUGGGCGGCUCACGGCCGGCAUGCUGUGUGCCGGCAACUGGGAGCACGGGGGCCCCGAUGCCUGCAAGGGAGACUCGGGGGGCCCGCUGACGUGCGCCGUGCAGGCCGCGGGAGGCGAGGAGCUGAGCGUGCUGCACGGCAUCGUGUCAAGCGGCCGGGGCUGCGGGGAGAAGUACUGGCCCGGCGUGUACACGCGGGUGUCCGCCUUCGUCACGUGGAUCCGCAGCAGCAUGGGCGACAACGGCACGGCCGCCACGGGGAGCGCCGCCGGCGGUGCCACCGGUUCGGCGUAACUAACGCCGCGUUCAUCUUCGUGACGGCCAGGCACCUUCAACUUCCUGCUGUGUUCACCUGGAUGGAGGGUUUGCGUGUGGGGGUGUGUGGUGCGUGUGUGGUGCGUGCGUGUCGCCACAGUGAAACGGCACCAACAGUCAUGAUUCACCAAUACGUCCAUGCGGUCCAAUAGCACCAAUAGAAAACGUACAAAAUAAUUCUCGGCUACUUUAACUCUCACUAAAUCACAGCGUCCCCAGGCGGGAGAGACGCUGGGUCUGCGGGGAGAAUUUUUACCGGAGAGGAUUUUUAGCAGCGAGUUUUACAGAGUGCCUCUGGUGCUCCCCAUCACUACAGCCGUUGAGGAUUUGCUACGGGGAGACUUUCACAUCAAGAAACCACACGCGAUGAUUUCCACCAG
Messenger RNA from Petromyzon marinus (sea lamprey), 2782 nucleotides. NCBI's taxonomy places the organism in Eukaryota, Metazoa, Chordata, Hyperoartia, Petromyzontiformes, Petromyzontidae. The record is from RefSeq and is a predicted model, not a curated record.